Messenger RNA from Hordeum vulgare subsp. vulgare (domesticated barley), 1907 nucleotides. RefSeq names its product heparanase-like protein 3. The record is from RefSeq and is a predicted model, not a curated record. Gene Ontology annotation, molecular function: beta-glucuronidase activity. Bases 140 to 1675 code for a protein of 511 amino acids. The transcript has 9 exons. NCBI's taxonomy places the organism in Eukaryota, Viridiplantae, Streptophyta, Magnoliopsida, Poales, Poaceae. Gene Ontology annotation, cellular component: plant-type cell wall; membrane.
UCAGUUCAGCGAGUCUAAACUCUAAAUCCGUCCUCGUUUGGGCCGUCUAGCUAGCUCAGAAAUCAAGCCUCGGUGCUACGCCAGCAAAAUCCAGCCCCGCCGGUGUUCCUCCGGCGCCGCACUGCUCGCUUCGAUCGGCAUGGCGUGGCUCGCUGGGGGGCUGUGGCUGCUGGCGCUGUUGAGGCUCGGCGCGGCGGCGGAGUCCGGCGUCGUCAAGGUGGACGGGAGCGUGGCCAUCGCCUCCACCGGCGAGUUCUUCGUCUGCGCCACACUGGAUUGGUGGCCGGCGGACAAGUGCGACUAUGGGACGUGCAGCUGGGGCAACGCGUCCCUCCUCAACCUGGAUCUGUCAAACGAACUCCUGCUCAACGCCGUCAGAGCCUUCUCGCCGCUGCUGCUCCGGCUGGGCGGCACGCUGCAGGACAAGGUGCUGUACCACACCCCCGACGACGGGCGGCUGCCGUGCGUGCCGUUCGCCAAGAACGGCUCGGCGACCUUCGGCUUCACGCGCGGCUGCCUCACCAUGUCCCGCUGGGACGAGCUCAACGCCUUCUUCCAGAAAUCCGGCGCGAAGGUAGUCUUCGGGCUGAACGCUCUCAACGGCCGUGACCCGGACGGCGGGUCCUAUAUGGGAGGGAGCUGGGACAUGACAAAUGCAGCAUCCUUCAUCCAGUACACGGUCAGCAAGGGCUACGAGAUCCAUGGGUGGGAGCUCGGGAAUGAGCUCGGUGGCAAAGCAGUCGGCACCUCGAUCGCCGCCGACCAAUAUGCUAAAGACGCGACCUUCCUAAAAUGGGUGUUGGAAGAUACUUAUGAGGACAGCCCGUCGAAGCCGCUACUGCUCGCUCCGGGAAGCUUCUUCGACGAAGACUGGUUCGGCGAGUUCAUCGCCAAAACGAGUCCAGAUAUCGUCAGUGUGGUCUCCCACCACAUCUACAAUCUAGGGCCAGGGGUGGACACACACAUCGUCGAGAAGAUUCUCAAGCCGUCCUUCCUCGAUGGAAUGGCAAGAACAUUCAGUGAACUCCAGAGGUUGCUGAAAACCGCAGGGACGUCGGCCGUCGCGUGGGUCGGCGAGGCUGGAGGGUCUUACAACAGUGGUCACCACCUUGUCACCGACGCGUUUGUGUUCAGCUUCUGGUACCUGGACCAGCUCGGGAUGUCGGCGAAGUACGACACAAAGACUUACUGCAGGCAGAGUUUCAUUGGUGGCAACUAUGGCCUGCUCAACACAACAACGUUCCAACCAAACCCGGACUACUACAGUGCUCUACUAUGGCAUCGCCUGAUGGGAACCACGGUUCUGGAUGCGAAAUUCAGCGGCACCAACAACCUGAUCCGUGCCUACGCACAUUGUGCGAAGAAUUCGCCAGGAAUCACUCUUUUGCUGAUCAAUCUGCACGGCAAUGCCAGGAACGACGUUUCCUUGACAAGUGAGGAGCCUCUUGUAGUUCAGGCGUCUGGAGCCAUGAGGGAGGAGUACCACCUCCUCCCGGAAGGUGGCGACAUUCAAAGCCAGGUGAUGCUGCUCAACGGCAGGGCCUUGACCACCGAUGCUGGGAACAUUCCCAGGCUGGAGCCCAUCAUUGUGGAUGCAGCUCAGCACAUCUCCAUUGCACCCCUAUCCAUCGCGUUUGUUCACAUGCCCAAUUAUUAUGCCCCUGCGUGUAGUUAAGGGCUUUUGGCGUGGUUUUUGUUGUUCUUGUUGUCAUAGAUGGGGAUAAGAGUGGCUAGACAUGCAGAUUAACUAGUACUGGUUCUUUAGCAGUCUUUUCUGCAAGAUCAGCAUUCCCAUGAUGCCGGCAACCAGCCAGCAAAUGUACCCAAAUGGAUGAGUUAUUUACAUAGUCACUCCUGUUGUCAACUGGUGGAAAUACUUUAGAGCUGAAUGGCCAUCGAUCCCUGUA